Messenger RNA from Diversispora eburnea, 359 nucleotides. The record is from the annotation of a GenBank genome assembly. Lineage: Eukaryota; Fungi; Glomeromycota; Glomeromycetes; Diversisporales; Diversisporaceae.
UUAAUGCUGAAAUUUUAGUUGAACCCCAACAUUUGAAUCGUCUCAAAAUAUUGCACGGAGGAAUGGCUGCAACCUUAGUUGAUAUUGGUGGUUCUUUAGCUAUAGCUGCUAAAGGAAUGAAUUCAACAGGACUUUCUACUGAUAUUAAUAUCACUUAUUUGGAUGCAAGUAGAGCUGAUGAUAUUAUACAAAUGAAUUCAGAAUGUGUAAAAUUCGGGAGAACACUUGCAUUCACUGUAACAGAGUUGAUUAAUAAAAAUAAUGGUAAAUUGAUUGCUCAUGGUAGACAUACUAAAUUUAUUGCAAUCGCUCAUAAAGAUCCACUUAACCAAUUUAAAUUUCCAGAGAAAAAGGAUUAA